Messenger RNA from Nerophis lumbriciformis (worm pipefish), 1314 nucleotides. Lineage: Eukaryota; Metazoa; Chordata; Actinopteri; Syngnathiformes; Syngnathidae. The record is from RefSeq and is a predicted model, not a curated record.
AGCCAGAGUGGCGGUCACGGUCCAGGAGGAGGCAAAAAGGAUGACAAGGAUAAGAAAAAGAAAUAUGAGCCCCCAAUUCCCACCAGAGUUGGAAAGAAAAAGAAGAAGACAAAAGGACCAGAUGCUGCCAGUAAACUACCCCUGGUUACCCCUCACACUCAGUGCCGCCUGAAGCUAUUGAAACAGGAACGGAUUAAGGACUACCUUCUAAUGGAGGAAGAGUUCAUCAGAAACCAGGAACAAAUGAAACCUCUGGAAGAAAAACAGGAGGAGGAAAGGUCCAAAGUGGAUGACCUGCGAGGGACACCCAUGUCCGUGGGCACUCUGGAAGAGAUCAUAGACGACAACCAUGCUAUUGUAUCCACCUCAGUUGGAUCAGAACAUUAUGUUAGCAUCUUGUCCUUUGUGGAUAAAGAUCUGCUGGAGCCAGGCUGCUCAGUCCUGCUCAACCAUAAGGUUCAUGCUGUGAUUGGGGUGCUAAUGGAUGACACUGAUCCCUUGGUGACUGUGAUGAAAGUGGAGAAGGCCCCUCAAGAAACCUAUGCGGACAUCGGGGGACUGGACAAUCAGAUCCAGGAGAUAAAGGAGUCAGUGGAGCUGCCUCUUACACAUCCAGAGUAUUAUGAGGAAAUGGGCAUAAAGCCCCCCAAAGGUGUAAUCCUCUAUGGACCACCUGGCACAGGUAAAACACUGCUAGCCAAGGCUGUAGCCAAUCAAACAUCUGCCACGUUCCUGCGUGUGGUGGGCUCUGAGCUUAUCCAGAAGUACCUGGGAGACGGGCCCAAGCUAGUACGAGAGCUCUUCAGGGUGGCAGAGGAACACGCGCCCUCCAUCGUCUUCAUCGAUGAAAUCGAUGCCAUCGGGACAAAGAGGUAUGACUCCAAUUCUGGUGGUGAAAGGGAGAUCCAAAGGACCAUGCUAGAGCUACUCAACCAGUUGGACGGCUUCGACUCAAGGGGUGACGUCAAAGUUAUAAUGGCCACCAAUCGGAUAGAAACUUUGGAUCCAGCCCUCAUCAGACCUGGGAGAAUUGACCGAAAGAUUGAGUUCCCCCUGCCUGACGAGAAGACCAAAAGAAGGAUUUUCCAGAUUCACACGAGCCGCAUGACAGUAGCUGACGAUGUUACCCUAGAUGACCUCAUUCUGGCAAAGGACGAUCUUUCGGGAGCAGACAUAAAGGCCAUCUGCACAGAGGCAGGCCUCAUGGCACUGCGAGAACGUCGCAUGAAAGUCACCAAUGAGGACUUCAAGAAGUCCAAGGAAAACGUAUUGUACAAGAAGCAGGAAGGCACACCAGAGGGGCUCUACCUCUAA